Molecule: messenger RNA, 2743 nt
Organism: Phragmites australis (common reed)
Lineage: Eukaryota; Viridiplantae; Streptophyta; Magnoliopsida; Poales; Poaceae
Product: pentatricopeptide repeat-containing protein At5g08305
Exons: 2
Coding region: 84-1559 (491 amino acids)
Biological process (GO): RNA modification
Molecular function (GO): protein binding; RNA binding
Source: RefSeq, a predicted model, not a curated record
ACGGGUUGUCUCUGUGAUUUGUCGCCGAGCCGCGGCCGCGAACAAUUUCGGAUUCCCGCCCUUGCCUUCCCCUCCCCUCUCGCAUGCCUCCUCCCUCCCUCCCGCUGCCGGCGCACCUCCUGCGCCACCUUCACGGCCGCGCGCUCACCACCCUGCUCCUCGACCCCCUCAUCCGGUCCACCUCCUCCUCCGCCACCCCCUCCCUCUCCUUCUCCCUCUUCCUCCUCCUCCUCCGCGCCGCGCUCCGCCCGUCCCACCUCACCUUUCCCUUCCUCGCCCGCGCCGCCGCGCGCCUGUCCGCCCCCUCCCUCGCGGCCGCCCUCCACGCUCACCCGCUCCGCCUCGGGAUCCUCCCCGCCGACCUCCAUGUCGCCAACUCCCUCGUUCACAUGUACGCCGCCUGCGCCCUCCCCAACCACGCCCGCCGCGUGUUCGACGAAAUAUCGCGCCCCAACCUCGUCUCCUGGAACGCGCUCCUCGACGGGUACGCCAAGUGCCGCGACCUCCCCGCCGCGCAGCAGGUGUUCGCGCGGAUGCCGCGGCGGGACGUCAUCUCCUGGAGCGCCAUGAUCGACGGGUGCGUCAAGUGCGGGGAGCACCGCGCGGCGCUUGCCGUGUUCGAGAUGAUGGAGAAUGCCGCGACGGCGGAGGACGGCGGCGGGGUGAGGGCGAACGACGUCACGAUGGUCAGUGUGCUCGGCGCGUGCGCGCACCUGGGGGACCUCGAGCGGGGGAGGUGGGUGCACCGGUGCCUGAGGGAGCGCGGCUUCCCACUCAACCUCAAGCUCGCGACCUCGCUCGUCGACAUGUACGCCAAGUGCGGGGCGAUUGGCGAGGCGCUCGGGGUGUUCUGGGCUGUGCCAGCAGAGAGCACCGAUGUUCUGAUAUGGAACGCUGUGAUCGGCGGGCUGGCAGUGCAUGGCAUGGGCUGGGAGUCCGUGGAGAUGUUCGGGGAGAUGCAGCGUGCUGGAGUUGCACCGGACGAGAUCACUUACCUUUGUUUGUUGAGCGCUUGUGUGCACGGUGGUCUGGUGGAUGAGGCUUGGAGGUUCUUUCGCUCGCUUGAAGCGCAAGGGCUCAGACCGCAUGUCGAGCAUUACGCCUGCCUGAUAGAUGUGCUUGGUCGAGCAGGCCGCUUGGAGGAAGCAUACGGUGUUAUUAGAGGUAUGCCAAUGAAACCCAGUGUUUCUGUGCUUGGUGCUCUCCUGAACGCCUGCCAUUUGCACGGAUGGGUGGAGCUGGGGAAGGUAGUCGGCAGGCAGCUUGUCCAAUUGCAGCCAGACCAUGAUGGCAGGUACAUUGGCUUGUCCAAUAUCUACGCUGUUGCUAGGCGGUGGCAAGAGGCAAAGAAAGUGAGAAAGGUGAUGGAGGAGAGGGGUGUAAAGAAGGUACCUGGAUUUAGUGAGAUUGAUGUUGGUGGAGGGCUAUGCAGGUUCAUUGCCCAGGAUAAGACUCAUCCGGGAUCGACAGAGAUUUAUGCCUUGCUGAAUCUAAUAGCAAUGGAGAUGAAAAUGAAGGAUGAUGCUACUAUUCCAGAUUACCUCUGUGCACACUGCUAGGAAGAUGGUUGCACCUGUGGAUCUGUCAAAAAACAAUUUCCAUGAAGCAGUUUGAUCAUACUUCCGGAGUGAAUCUGGACAUAGUAUUUGUCGCUCUCAGCUCUGACUUCUGACCACUGAAGCACUAUUCAAAGUAUCAUUUAGGCUAAGUGGAAUUCAAGCUGCCAGGUACAACCUAGUUGUGAGCAGAUCCAUCAAGAGACAGCUAUUUGCAGAUAAGAAGCAACACAUUUGUUACAAAUUCUCCACUGAAAGAAGAGCUGUAGAAAGAUGGAGUGCAGAAGUGGUCUUGAGAUUGGCUGAGCUGCUUUGAGAAUUCAGUAAAACAGAAGAGAGAAAUUGAUGACAGACCGUGAUUACUGCAUGCGCAUCACUCAAAUAGCAGGCAGACAGUAUGAAAUGUCCGGAUAAGCUUUCUACAGAAUUGCUUCACCUGGAGCUUCUACUUAUAUGGAAGAUUUAACAAUAAGGUGAAAACCAUAUCACAGUGUUUCAUCAGUCACAUGCAUGUGUCGAAACUGUGUAUGGAGCAAUUUUGCCAUGUGCCAGGAGCCCAGGAGCAUGUUCAAGCAAUUUAUAUGGAAGUGCAUAUGCAAAUUCUGCUCUACAUAGCUUCGGGGAUGCUCCAGUGUUCCAAGCUCACUGCUCUCAACGAUCUUCUGCACCAUCUCCAGUACCUCACUCAUCUUCGGUCGGUACCUGGCAUGGCGAACCAGGCACUUGUUUGCCACUGAUGCAAGCUUGGCUGCUGACUUUAUGCAGUAAUUCCCUUCAAGCCUCGGAUCGAUUACAGUCUCAAGCUUCUUAACAUCGGAAGAGUAGGGCUUCACCCAGUCCACAAGAUUAUGCUCGCCUCGUGGCCUGUUCCGGUCCAGAGGUCGCCGGCCUGUAAGGAGCUCAUAAAGCACCACGCCAUAGCUCCAUAUGUCAUUCUUGGUGCUGAGGCGUCCUGUGUGGAUAUAUUCAGGAGCUGCAUAUCCUAUAGUCCCCACCACCUGUUUUGGUUGUCAUACAAAACAAGAAUAAUGUUGAUGAUUAGAAGCUUUCAAAGAUGUCAGUAUCUAUGAGUAUAGAUACCCUAGGGGUUGCAGAAUUUUGGAAUCACAUGUUGUAACAUAUUGGAACUGGAAGCACCCAGAAAAGCCAGCUGAUUUUAACUGACCAGAAAGGUUAGGUGACUUUCC